Messenger RNA from Phytophthora nicotianae INRA-310, 4150 nucleotides. RefSeq lists its product as hypothetical. Gene Ontology annotation, biological process: biosynthetic process. The record is from RefSeq and is a predicted model, not a curated record. The coding region runs from base 87 to 1103 and encodes 338 amino acids. Gene Ontology annotation, molecular function: pyridoxal phosphate binding; L-kynurenine:2-oxoglutarate transaminase activity. Gene Ontology annotation, cellular component: cytoplasm. The transcript is spliced from 2 exons. NCBI's taxonomy places the organism in Eukaryota, Oomycota, Peronosporomycetes, Peronosporales, Peronosporaceae.
GUCUUGAUGUUUGUAAGCAAUAGUGAGGUCCAGUGAGUUUGCAGCUUGAAGCUCCCUCUUGUGCAUCAUUUUGCUCAUCAAGUCCGAUGCUGCCCUUGUUCAAGCUGCCGUCCGUGCUCCCGUCCGUGCUCCCGUCGCUCCGCCAUGUGCGCAGUAUCUCGCAACGCGUGCGUACGCUGCCCGACAACGUGUUCGCCGAGUUUUCCGCCCUAGCUGCGCAGCACGGGGCCGUAAAUUUGGGCCAAGGCUUCCCGUCAUUCGGGACGCCACAAUUCGUCCAACAAGCGGCCAUCGACGCCAUUACGGACGGCAACAAUCAGUACACGCGUCCCGGUGGCCACCCAAGCUACGUUGAGACGCUGGCUGAGAUGUACUCGCCCCUAUUAAACCGCGAAUUAAACCCCAUGACGGAGAUCGUGACGUUUAACGGCGCUCAGGAAGGAAUCGCGUCCAUCAUGGCGGCGGUACUUGAACCUGGAGACGAAGUGCUGACUUUUGAGCCCUAUUUCGACGCCUACGUGACAGUCUCUCAACUACACGGUGUCAAGUCUGCGGGUGUUCCAUUCCGCUUCGAUCCAGCCAAGCGUUCCGCCUUCUUAAGCGAGGACUCGAAUGUGACCGAGCGCUUCACGUCGCAUGAUUUCCAGGCGGAUCUGGAGAAACUCGAGGCUAAACUGACCUCUAAGACCAAAAUGCUGGUGCUCAAUACUCCUCAUAACCCCAUGGGCAAAGUCUUCUCCAAGCAGGAGCUGGAGCAGCUCGCACGUGUCUUGGAGCGUCAUCCGAACGUCAUCGUCUUGGCUGAUGAAGUGUACGAGUUUAUGACGUACGACGGAUUGGAACAUAAGCGUAUCGCGGCGUUGCCUGGCUUCUUUGAUCGCACCAUUUCGCUCUUCAGUGCCGGUAAAACCUUCUCGUGUACUGGCUGGCGUGCAGGUUACGCGGUGGGGCCAGCGCAUCUGGUUGGUGGCAUCACUAAGGCUCACAGUACAGUGCCAUUCUGUGGCACGACGCCAUUCGAAGUGGCUCUAGCGUCGGCAUUCCGUCAGGCUCAGCACAAUGGUUACUACGACGAAUUACGGGAGACGUUACAGGUACCGUAAAUUACGGGGUCCAAAAUACCUUAAGUUAUUGAUUAGUGUACUCUAACUAAUAUGAUACAGACCAAGCGCAACCGCCUGUGCGAUGCGCUUCAGGCGUACAAUUGGCGUCCGAUUGUUCCCGAAGGAGGCUACUUUGUGUGCUGCAACGUGGAAGGUCUGCCGUUCUACGACGAAUUCCGCGGCAUCGAGAUCACGCCGGACACCCCUAAGACGGAAUUCCCGGACUACCAGUUCGCGUACAAACUGGCCAAAGCUGGUCAUCUCGCCGUGAUCCCGACGUCUCCUUUCUUCAGUCGUCCAGAGAACCGUCUUGCUCCAGGUGUUGUGCGUCUGGCCUUUUGUAAGGACGACAAGACCUUGGACGAUUCCAUCCGUGUCAUCGAGUCCCUCAAGAACUAGACGUGCAGUUCAACGUAGAUGACACCUCGUCUAGACUCAAUGCCGCACAUUUUGCUGCACAUAUUCCCGAAUCUGCUCUGCUGUGGUCUCUGAAAUCCAAGGUAACAUGCGUCUCCAAUGCAUCUCGUUGAACUUGAGUACAGGAACCUGCGACGCUGGGAAGUUCUUGAAGCGGAAGCUCAGCGACAGCGCACUACCCAGCGAUAACGGAGGGAUCGAGCGGAAGAACUUGAGUCGCGACGCAAAAUCUGCAUCCAGUGCUCUUACAACACCACCGUUAAAUUCUCGUCGACACUGACUGGGAGACGGCAAUUCGUAGCCUUCAGCGAGUUCUUGUUGGGAGAUCUGGUGUAGCUGCGUACACAGAGUCUCGACGCGAGGCUGGACGAUGACUGUAGCGUUCGGAAAUUGCCUCAAGCGUUGUACCUCAGGGGGAUCGCCUCCGUCGUGGACGACUGCUAUGAUAAGUUUCUUGUGCAUUGCCAACAACAUCCCAACCCGUCGACUCUUGACCACACUUUGCGCUGGUGAUGCUAGAGCCAUCUCGUGUAGUUGUUGGCCUGUCAGGAAGAGAACUGCCGUGCGUACACUCAGUAGAGAAUCUGCCUCCAUCGACUCAGCGAUGGAAACAGUACAGUCGGUGUGUUUGGCAGAUAGGAAAACAGGGAAACUAGUGGCGCUGGCGAACGCUGAGCUGACGAAGACAAUCCACUUCGGUUGGACUGAUACAGGCUUUGCCAGCUUUGGACUUGUCAGAUCGAUAGUCGAAGUCGAACGUGGAGCAUCUCGAGUAGGAGUAACAGGUCCAUUUGUACUCCUUGCAGCGGGGGUGGAUCCACUAGUCUGGUUAUUCGAGGGUUGAGGCUGAGGUUGUGCUUGACCUUGCAGCUUAGCUUGUCGCCGUUCUUCCAGCUUCUUGAGAGCCUUCAAGCGGUUUGCCUCGAUCUUCAUGUGCACUUCAUCCCUAUCCUGAGUCUGGUUGAUUGGUUCGGUUGGCAGUUUUGCGUCACUUGAAGUCCAUCGCUGAGGUCUUGAAGUAGCCGACCCAGUGCUUGUAGUGCUUCCAGUACCAAGCAGAUUAAAGCUAGGUGAAGCUUCAGAGUCCGCAGCACCGCUUUCCUCUUCUUGAACGGUUUGAAGUGCACCAAGCAAGUUGAAACUUGGCGAAGCUUCGGCUUCAGUGGCGCUAUCGUCUCCAUCCGACUCAGUUACAGUGGCCGACGCACUAAUCGGAGCAGAUAACGUCGUUGCCUCCUCCAUCUCUGACACUCUAGAACGCAAACAUGGUCUUGGAGACGGCGUAUCCACGUCCUUCGGUCCGUUGUGCAGUUCAUCCAGACACGCACGAAUAAUCCCAUUCGAAGGAAGAGCCCCCAAGUGCCUCCCGCCUCGACGCAGUAACAGCGGAGAACUCUGCGACUCAAACAGCGAUCGCGCAUAGAUCGCCCGCAUAUCGGGACUGGAUUUCUUUCGCUUCUUCUUCGACGUGUUGGUACCAAGCUCUUCAGGUGAUACAACCGACUGCGAGUACAGUAACUGGGACGAAUCGUUGAUGAACGAGUCAUCCGCUGCAUCUUUAUAGUCGUCUCCGUAGUCAUCUUCAUUGUCAUCGUCCCCUCUAGCACCUCGAACGUCUGCUGUAUCUUCAAUAUACGCAGCAGCCAAGACACGAGACGUCUCUCGUCUUCGCUUGGAUCUCCUGAUACGCUUCUGCUGCCAUGGCGACGUCGCUACUGGAGAUACCUUCGCUCCUUGCGAGAACAUUUGCGAUUGAGAGGCAUCGUACUUUCGCUUGAGUCGUCGGAAGGUCUUGAACUUCUUCUUGGCCUCUGCAGACGAUGGCGAUGCUAACAAAUGACUCGGAGAGGAUAGAGAUGACUUAGACGAUCGAGUCUUAGAUGGUGGGGGAGUCUUCUGUUCGGGAAGAGUAAUCGGAGCUGUAGAGUUGCGAUGCAGCGGACAAUACGCGAGAAACAAAGUGCCACAGCCACUGUCUUCGUCUUUAGGAGGAUCCAGUUGAUCCAUGCGAUAGUGAGCGAAAGCAGCACAACUGACGUGAAAGGCAGUUAGACAUCGCUUGUGUGCACACUGGAUAAUCCCAUUGCCUUUGGUCGAGUGGCAUAGGGAGCAGUCCAGCGUCUUGCGGUCUGGAUCCAGUCUGUUUAAUUCACCGAGAACCAGCAUGUCGUUGUCUCCCUGCUCCACUCGAAACUCCGGGAUCCAUAAGAAACACUGAACGUGGAUCCACUGGCCACAUGUCGUCCGCUUGUAUGCACCACCGCGGUGUGGACACAACUGGCAGCGUGGCUGGUUAGGCUUGGCUUCGUUAACCCCAGCGCGUGUCUCGGUGCAGACGUCACAGAACCACUUGUCUUUGGGCACAACGCGGAUGCCAUAGCAGAAUUGAUGCACCGCCACGUUGCACCCGUCGCAGAAGACGAUAGGAUCAUCGUCAUAGGACUCACUUUCAAGGCAAACAGAGCAGCAUUCGUCGUCUUCUUUUUGUUGACUCGGAGUUGUCAAAUGAGUGACAUCCUUGUUCCCCGUUGGAUGCUUCGACAGCGUAUCUACCGUCUCUCUGGGGGUGCUGUGGUCUUCCUUCUCCGUUAAAUCGACGGUGUUUGUACGCAAUAGCUCGUUCUUGGCAG